UGACAUGGAGAAGCAGCCGACAGGAGAACCGCGUUGUCACACCAGGGUGAUGGAAUGCUCGCUGGAUGUUCACCCCACUGAGAUGGCCCUGGUGGUCCAGUAUGAGCUGAAAGCCACCUGUCUGGGAAAGCUGGGAGAACCGAUAGCUCAAAAGCGCAAAGAGUGUCAGAAGAUAAUCCGUUUGAAGAACUUGGACUCUAACACAGACACAGCUUCACUGGCCCAGAAGGUGGUGCAGGAAUGUCCUCUGAUCCAUGAGUCCAAACUCCAGGAGGUGGAGCAGCAGCUCUACUACCUUCAAAACCGCAGACAGACAAAUGACAACCAGGAGCAGAAGAGCCUCUCUCCUAAAGGUUUCGCUCCGUACAAAGGACAGGAGCUGGAAGAGAAGGCGAGCAUCAACAGUUUGGACCAGUAUGUGAAGCUGCUGUAUGAGGAAAUUCAGGAGAAGAUCCGAGGAGCCCGGCUCAUCCUAAAGCUGGCUCUGAACCCUGACAACCUGUUGGAGCUGAUGCGGCGCAAGUCAGCCAUCAGUGCGCUGGCCCGAGUCCUGAGCGAGGACUGGAGGCAAAGCGUGGACCUGGCAACAACCAUCGUCCACAUCUUCUUCUGUUUCUCCAGUUUCUCCAAGUUCCACUGUAUGAUCUCCGAAUUCAAGAUUGGGGCUCUCUGUAUGGACAUCAUUGAACAUGAGCUGAGUAGGUUCGACCUCUGGAGGGAAGAGCUGCAGAGGAAGAAGAAGGCCUGCGAUGAAUCUUCUGAGAGGCAGGACAUGAAGACGGAACAUGACAAGGCGUACAGGAAGUACCGGAGCCUCCUGGCCAAGCAGGAGAGGCUUCUACAGAUCGCUCUGAGUCUGCUGCUGAACCUGGCUGAGGACAACCAGACUGAGUUGAAGAUGAAGAACAAGAACCUCGUCCACAUGCUGGUGAAGCUGCUGGAGCGAGAGGACCAAGGCCUGCUGGUGGUCGUCGUCUCCAUCCUCAAGAUGCUCUCCAUCUUCAGCAAAAACAAAGAUGAUAUGGCGGAGGUGGCGGUCGUGGAGAAGUUGGCUCGCCUGCUUUGCUGCGACCACCAGGAACUCCUGAGCACUACCUUAGGGCUCCUGUUAAACCUGUCUUUUGACAAGGUGCUGCGUGGGCAGAUGGUGCAGGCCGGCCUCAUUUCCAAGCUCUCCUCUCUACUCGCUGACCCGGCCCAGAAGCAGCUCAGUCUGCGUGCCCUGUACCACAUCAGCAUCGACGACGCCUCCAAGCCCCUGUUUGCUGAAACCGACUGCAUCCCACAGCUAAUGAAGAUGGUGUAUGAAGGCGGGACGGACAUCCUGGACAUGGAGCCCGUCGCUCUCUGCAUCAACCUGGCUGCAAACGAGUGCAACGCUCAGCUCAUCUGUGAAGGGAAGGGUCUGAAGAUGCUGAUGAAGAGGGCUUUGAAGCUGAAGGAUGUUCUGGUGAUGAAGAUUAUCAGGAAUAUUUCUCAGCACGGCGGCACCACCAAGAACCUGUUUCUGGACCACAUUGGAGACCUGGCUGCUCAGAUCAGAGAAGAAAAAGCUGAAGAGUUUGUGAUCGAGUGUCUGGGAACCCUGGCCAACCUGACCAUCCCAGAACUGAACUGGGAGCUGGUUCUGAAGGAGUACCACCUGGUACCGUACAUGACAGAGAAACUCAGAGCAGUUUCAAAUGAAGACGAUCUGCUGCUGGAGCUGGUGGUCCUGAUCGGUACAGUCUCCAAGGAUGAGUCUUGUGCCGCCAUGCUAGUCAGUUCCGAUAUCAUCCCAAUUCUCAUGGAACUGCUGGCCGACAAGAUAUGGGAUGAGGAGUUUGCCUACCAGAUCCUCUACGUCUUCUCCCAGAUGGUCAUCCAUCAAGCUACAAGAGACAUUAUUAUUCAAAACAGCAAAUGUGUGGACUACUUCAUCUACCAGAUGCACAAACAAAACACAGCGAUCCGCAGAAUCUGCAAAUACGCGCUGGACAACAUAGCGGAACACGAUGAGGAGUGUAGGAAAAAGAUUAAGCUGGAAAAUUUCCGUUCAUACAACAGCCAAUGGUUGGAGAAGGUGGGGUACCACCUGAGCUGGGAUGACAAAGAUCACUUUGACUACAGCAAAGACAUGGAGAAACUAAGCUUCACAGCAGAUGGGAUCCUCUCUGUGGACAGAUCCGUCAGCCUGGACAGCCUGAGCAGCGACCUGAGCGAAGCCGAACCCUUAGGAGAUGGGAUCCUCUCUGUGGACAGUUCCGUCAGCCUGGACAGCCUGAGCAGCGACCUGAGUGAGCCCAAACCCUUAGAAGAACCUGGGAUUAGUUUGCCCCUGCUUCUCCCGUCCUUGUAGAUCGGCCUUUCAGAGCCAAGACUUUUGGAUGAGCAGCUACAGUCACAGUAUCACUGCUCCCCAGUAAACCCGGAAACUGAGACACUUCUUCCUCAUCCUCCCUCCAUCCUCCAUGAACCGUUCAGGGACUCUGUUCAAUAAAUUCCUGGUUUCUCUUUAUUUUUGGAACAAAUUGUGCCCUGAGUUCCACUGGGGUGGAUAAAAGCCUCCAUGGUUGUGUUUCAUUUGUUGGUCUUGUAGAUGAUGUUGUGGGGCUCUGCAGCAGCCGGUGGUUUAGUUCCGAUCCGGUCUUGUUCUUAUAGUUGCAGUUGUUGUCUUAGUUCCCUGUAAUUGGUUGUUAGGAACUAUUUAAUACACCAAACUUCUCGUUAAGGUCCGAUUCUGUUUCCUUUCAAAAUGGUUAAAAUUUCAUCAUUCAUAAUUAAUAUAAUAUUCAAACUUAAUGUUCUCUGGAUUGGACUUCUGAAUCAAAGAAAAUCGGUCCUUUACCAUGGUCACUGCAGGCAGGAAACAAUGCUCCCACCUCUGCAUUAGAGAUUAACCAAUCAGUGUCCAAAAAAAUUAUCCUUCAUCGUUGAACUUUUUGUUAAACGUUACCCAAGACGGAUCUGCACUAGAAACGGAGCCUAAAGUAGGUCAGGUGAGUUCUGACCCUUCAGUGGGCCGUUUAUUUGUCUGACUGGUUCUGGUCGGAUUUCUUGUUUUGACUGUAAUGUUUGCUUUCAAAGUUUCCAGCAGGUUAAAGUCCGACCCAGUGUGUGGUACCUCUUAAACUGGUAUCACUUACCUCCUGAGGUCCAAAAGGCCUUUUUGUGACCAAAGCCCAGUUCUGAUGCAGCAGACUCUGUUGAUAUUGACAGAGAGAUGGACUAAUGGGUCCAGAUGUGUUCAAGGUGGGAAAACUUUUGCUGCCUGAUAACCGGGUCUCUGAUCUUAGUUUGUUUUUUACUGAAAUUCUAGAAGAUUAACAUCCUUUGGAGAUUUAUUGAUUUAUGAAGCAUUUUCUCACAGG
Molecule: messenger RNA, 3350 nt
Organism: Cyprinodon variegatus (sheepshead minnow)
Lineage: Eukaryota; Metazoa; Chordata; Actinopteri; Cyprinodontiformes; Cyprinodontidae
Gene: kifap3a
Product: kinesin-associated protein 3
Exons: 21
Coding region: 5-2338 (777 amino acids)
Biological process (GO): microtubule-based movement; cilium organization
Cellular component (GO): kinesin II complex; ciliary transition zone; axoneme
Molecular function (GO): kinesin binding
Source: RefSeq, a predicted model, not a curated record